Messenger RNA from Mesorhabditis spiculigera, 852 nucleotides. Lineage: Eukaryota; Metazoa; Nematoda; Chromadorea; Rhabditida; Rhabditidae. The record is from the annotation of a GenBank genome assembly.
AUGCCAAGAAUUAAUCUAUCCAUCGGCUUCUCCACUAUUAAUGGGAUCUCAGCAAAGAAGGCUCAUUCGAAAAUCCGAGGCGAGGUCGAGUCGCUGUUCAUCAUGGCCAAAGCGCCCUCUACCCGGUUUGAGUUCAUUUUCACGGCUUUGAACCCGGGAACUGUACGGUUGUUUACUACGGUCAUGUCCAUACAUCGGGCUUAUGAAACGACGAAGAUGUAUCGGGAAUUGAAGAUGAGAGGUGCCGUAGUCGACGACAACGAGCAAAUCCGCAUCCUUCCCCUGGAACAGCAAGCUGAGCGAGUUACUGGUGUCUGGAACUUGAGUAGUGAUCAGGGUAACCUCGGUUGUUUCAUCAUCACCAACGUUCGGGUCGUUUGGUACGCGUCAAUGAACCCGCAGUACAACGUUUCCAUCCCAUAUCUACAGCUUUUUAGUUGUCGUGUCCGCGACUCGAAAUUUGGGCUUGCGUUGGUCUUGGAAACGACAUCAACAAGCGGCGAAUACGUGCUUGGCUUCCGGAUCGAUCCAGAGGAAAAGCUGCAAACUGUGUGCAAGACGAUCCAGUCGAUGCACAAGACUUACAUGAUGCGCCCAAUCUUUGGCGUCCAGGUCACCAGGGAUCGCCCGCCGACACCCCGACUCGGCGUCACAGAUGCCGUGGAUGCGAUGGAAGACGACGUAGACGUGAUUGAAAAGUUUGGGAGACCGGAUGCGUUUGCGGCGUACUUCUCCGACAGCAACGUCACCUACGACCACCGACCACCCGUAUUUUCCGAAGAGCUCGGGCUCGCUGUGGAACAGCUGAAGGACGGAUUUACCAUUUCGGAUCUGUGGUCCGUGCAUACUGAU